ACCACGCUGCCAGCAACACGUCUGGCAGUGCCGCGCAGCCGAGAUCACAGAUAGGACGACGCCGAACACUAUUGCUGGAAGCCGUGACAGAAUGGAAAUAUACGCCCUCGUGGCUUUGGCGGCGUUGUCAGCAGGUGUCAGCGCCGCUCCCGUGGUGACGCUGACGGACGGGCGUGUGUCAGGCGUGAACGAGCGGUCGACGAAAGGCCACGAGUUCUUCGCUUAUUACGGCAUUCCCUACGCCAAGCCGCCGGUGGAUAAGCUCAGGCUCAAGGAUCCCGUGAAGGCAGACAAGUGGGCGGGCACGAGGGAUGGCUCUAAGAUGCCCCAGCCUUGUGUCCAAGUGCCCGCCGAUCACGUUAUUCUGGACCUUCCCAUUACAGUCGACGACAUUAUCGGAGAAGAGGACUGUCUCUAUCUCAAUGUCUUCACACCAAAGAGGAAGAAACCCGACGAGAGGCUUCCGGUGAUGGUGUACAUCCACGGCGGCGCCUUCUUCCUCGGCGGCGCCCACGAGUACCUCCCGCACGUCCUCAUGAACCACAACAUAGUGCUGGUUGUGAUGCAGUACCGACUGGGAACUCUAGGUUUCAUGUCGACGGAGGACAUGGUGAUGCCCGGGAACUUCGGGAUGAAGGACCAGGUCAUGGCCCUCCGCUGGGUGCAGGACAACAUCCACAACUUCGGGGGCGACGCCGCCAGGGUCACCAUCUUCGGGGAGAGCGCGGGGGGCGCCUCCGUCCACCUGCACGUCCUGUCGCCAAAAUCUAAAGGCUUGUUCGCUCGCGCCAUCCUGCAGUCGGGAUCGGCCCUCGCUCCGUGGGCAAUGGGCGAGAAGUUCCGCCCGGGAGCCUUCCUCACCAGCCGCGUCGUCCGCUGCCCCAAGUGCAUCCUCACGAAGGACAUCACCUUCUGCAUGCAGCUCACCGACGGCAAGGAAGUGGCGUCGGCAGUGAAAAACUUCACGGAGUGGUUUAUUCUCCCCCUGCGGAUGCUCCCCCGUGUGGAUGGAGACUUCCUCCCCGACGAGCCAGCGACCCUCAUGCGGAAGGGGAGGUACAACCGCGUCGAUCUCAUGGCCGGAGUCACGAGGGACGAAGGGGGGAUGGUAGCCAAUCCCCUGUUCACGCGAGAAAGCAUGGUGCGCGCCCUCGAGAGUAACUUCAGCGCCUUCGGCCCCGUCAGCUUAGGCUACCAGGAUGAGGAGGACCCCGUCACUCUGGCAACAAAGAUAUACGAGCACUAUCUAGGGGACAUAGUUUACGACGAACAGCACAGUGACCAGCUGGCUCGGGCAUACAGCGACGUGUAUUUCCACCUGCCACACGACCUCACCUCCCAGAUCUUCGCCAGAGACCCCGCCACCAAAAUCUACCGCUACGAGCUAAAACACCGAUCGCAACUUUCCUUCGGUGACGUCUACCAAGCAUCUGUAGGGAAACACUGGAUCACCCACGCCGACGACCUGUACUACCUGUUCCGAGGCGGCCCCAUCUUCGCCCCCGACUUCCCUCCCGACAGGCCGGGGGACCUCCAGGACGAGGACGACCUCAGGCUCAGGGACAUCAUCACCGCCAUGUGGACCAACUUCGCUGCCACGGGGAACCCGACGCCCGACGACUCCCUGGGCUUCAAGUGGGAGGCGGCGACGGAGAGCAGCUUCCGGCACCUCGUCCUCAAGCCUUCGCCCGAGAUGGAGGACGACCAGCGCCAGGAGACUCGUAAUUUCCUCACGUCGUUGCCAACCAAAGUCAACAAGCUGCUCCAGCCCGAGCGAUUCCUGGAGGAGGGAGAUCCUACGUCACGAGCCACGCAGGACGAACUUUAACGCGAUAGGCCAGGUCACCGUCAGCGCGUGGAAUAUAAUGCGCAUAUUUAUCUUAUGCUCAGUUGUUUAGGUUUAUUAUUUUCGUGAUAAGGAUUGAUCAUUUAGAUUGACUUUUUUCGCAAUAAUGAAUGAUUAUUCGGAUUGAUGAUUCUGGCAAUGAGGAUUAGAUUAGUUUCGGCCGAUGAGUUUCGCCGUGACAUCAUGCGCUAUACUUCCAGAUUCUACGUUCAUUAAUACGACAUUAUAGACUCUAAAUAACACAGGAAAAAUACACAAAAUAUGAGUACAAAAGCACACAGUAGGAAUAAUUAUAAAAACAAAUAGUUUUCUCUCUUCAUGUUCGUCUAGCUGGUGUUAGCAAGGCGUAAACGAUUUUGUGAAACGAAAAGGUAAAAAAAAUACCCGAUUAUUGUCAAGCGAGAGUUCAGUUCUUGUAAGUUGAAAUAGUAAAGAGUCCAGAUCU
This is a messenger RNA of Penaeus chinensis, 2291 nucleotides long. Its product is annotated as juvenile hormone esterase-like. NCBI's taxonomy places the organism in Eukaryota, Metazoa, Arthropoda, Malacostraca, Decapoda, Penaeidae. The coding region runs from base 92 to 1828 and encodes 578 amino acids. The record is from RefSeq and is a predicted model, not a curated record. The transcript has 12 exons.